Oncorhynchus masou masou (cherry salmon) is the source of this 6086-nucleotide messenger RNA. RefSeq names its product EH domain-containing protein 4-like. Lineage: Eukaryota; Metazoa; Chordata; Actinopteri; Salmoniformes; Salmonidae. The transcript is spliced from 6 exons. Gene Ontology annotation, biological process: endocytosis; endosomal transport. The coding region runs from base 324 to 1964 and encodes 546 amino acids. Gene Ontology annotation, molecular function: protein binding; calcium ion binding; GTP binding. The record is from RefSeq and is a predicted model, not a curated record. Gene Ontology annotation, cellular component: plasma membrane; cytoplasm.
CGAAUAUCUUGUUAACAUAAUACUUCAUCUUCGCACAGGCACCACUGUGGCGCGAACCACUGCAACGCUGUGAACUACUGCGCCGCACAGAGGAGCUACUGUAGAGAGCAGCCAUCAAGCAGUGUUGGGAAAACAACCGUAGAUUCUAGAUGCCACGUUUUUCAGUUGCCAAAUAACGUAUUUGAUUCAAAGUAACAGUGCCCAUUUUUGUAAGGUAUUCGGAUACAAAGUAGCCUCGUUGCGCAACCUUUGAAAGCUGUGGAAAAUAAGGAAGUAAAACGUUAGUUCUUGAUUUGGGAUUUUAAAAGAGGAGCAUCAUCAUCAUGUUCAGUUGGGUGAAUAAGGAACAAGGAGGCAGAAACAAGGACGGCGAGAUGUACCAAACUGUGACGGAGGGUCUUCAACAACUUUACUCAAAAAAAUUAUUUCCAUUGGAAGAAACCUAUCUUUUCCAUGAUUUCCACUCACCUGCGUUGGAGGCAGCGGAUUUUCAGAGCAAGCCAAUGGUUCUACUGGUUGGACAGUAUUCUACGGGGAAGACGACGUUCAUAAGGUACCUGCUGGAGCAGGACUUCCCAGGCAUGCGGAUUGGCCCAGAGCCCACAACGGAUGGCUUCAUCGCUGUCAUGUACGGGGAGAACGAGGGGAUUGUCCCUGGUAACGCUCUGGUGGUCGACCCCAAGAAACCCUUCCGUAAACUCAACGCUUUUGGAAACGCUUUCCUCAACAGGUUAAUCUGCUCCCAGAUGCCUAACCAGGUCCUCCAGGGCAUUAGUAUAAUUGACACACCAGGAAUCCUGUCUGGAGAGAAACAACGCGUUAGCCGAGGCUAUGAUUUCUCUGAGGUGCUGCGAUGGUUCGGAGAGCGGGUGGACCGCAUCAUCCUGCUCUUCGACGCCCACAAAUUGGACAUCUCAGACGAGUUCUCUGAGGCCAUCAAGGCUUUCCGUGGCCAGGAUGACAAGAUCCGUGUGGUGCUGAACAAGGCAGACCAGGUGGACAGCCAGCAGCUGAUGAGGGUCUACGGAGCUCUGAUGUGGUCCCUUGGGAAAGUCAUCAACACACCCGAGGUGGUGAGGGUCUACCUGGGCUCAUUCUGGGCCAAGCCCCUGCAGAACACGGAGAACCGGAGGCUCUUUGAGGCAGAGGCCCAGGACCUCUUCAAGGACAUCCAGGGCCUGCCCCGGAACGCUGCCUUACGCAAACUCAAUGACCUCAUCAAACGAGCUCGACUUGCUAAGGUGCAUGCCUACAUCAUCAGCUACCUGAAGAAAGAGAUGCCGUCGUUGUUUGGGAAGGAGAAGAAGAAAGAGGAACUGAUCAUGAGACUUCCUGAGAUCUACACCAUACUGCAGAGAGAGCACCACAUCUCCCCUGGAGACUUUCCCAAUGUCGUCAAGAUGCAGGAGCAGCUCCAGCACUAUGACUUCAGCAAGUUCCCCUCCCUGAAGAUGAAGCUGAUUGAGUCUGUGGACAAGAUGUUGGCUAACAAGAUCUCCGGCCUGAUGACCAUGAUCCGUGACGAGGAGAGCAUGGCACCCCCCGCCAUGGUGAGCGGUGGGGCCUUUGAGGGCUCCCAAGACGGUCCCUUCGGCCAGGGCUACGGAGAAGGCAUCAGCGCCGGGUCUGACUGCGAGGACUGGAUCGUGAGCCGUGACAAACACAAGUACGAUGAGAUUUUCUACUCCAUGAACCCCAUCAACGGAAAGAUCAGUGGAGUCAAUGCCAAGAAGGAAAUGAUGAACUCCAGUCUGCCCAACACAGUCCUGGGGAAGAUCUGGAAGCUGGCGGACUGUGAUAAAGACGGCAUGCUGGAUGACGAGGAGUUUGCCCUGGCGCAGCACCUGAUCAAGGUGAAGCUGGAGGGGUACGAGCUGCCCACCGAGCUACCUCACCACCUGGUGCCUCCCGCCCACAGGAAGAACGAGGUCGCUGACAUCCUCUACAACCAUGACGAGAACUAAAGACAAGCCAAAAAACACCAAUGGAGAGGACACUUCAACUCUAUUGUGUCCCAAUGCCCAAACUUGUGCACUAUGUAGUAUGGUGUAGAGGUUGACCGAUUAUGAUUUUUCAACGCCGAUACCGAUUAUUGGACGACCAAAAAAAGACGAUAACGAUUAAUCAGCCGAUUAAAAAAAAUGUAUUUGUAAUAAUGACAAUUACAACAAUACUGAAUGAACACUUAUUUUAACUUAAUAUAAUAUAUCAAUAAAAAUCAAUUUAGCCUCAAAUAAAUAAUGAAACAUGUUCAAUUUGGUUUAAAUAAUGCAAAAACAAAGUGUUGGAGAAGUAAAAGUACAAUAUGUGCCAUGUAAAAAAGCUAACGUUUGAGUUCCUUGCACAGAACAUGAGAACAUAUGAAAGUUGGUGGUUCCUUUUAACAUGAGACUUCAAUAUUCCAAGGUAAGAGGUUUUAGGUUGUAGUUAAUAUAGUAUUUAUAGGACUAUUUCUCUCUAUACCAUUUGUAUUUCAUAUAACUUUGACUAUUGGAUGCUCUUAUAGGCACUUUAGUAUUGCCAGUGUAACAGUAUAGCUUCUGUCCCUCUCCUCGCUCCUCCCUGGGCUCGAACCAGGAACACAUCGACAACAGCCACACUUGAAGCAGCGUUACCCAUCGCUCCACAAAUGCCGCAGCCCUUGCAGAGCAAGCGGAAUAACUACUCCAAGUCUCAGAGUGAGUGAUGUUUGAAACGCUAUUAGCGCGCACCCCGCUAACUAGCUAGCCAUUUCACAUCGGUUACACCACCAUUUGGCUGAUAGGCUUGAAGUCAUAAACAGCGCUGUGCUUGCGAAGAGCUGCUGGCAAAGCGCACGAAAGUGCUGUUUGAAUGAAUGCUUACGAGCCUGCUGCUGCCUUACAUUGCUCAGUCAGACUGCUCUAUCAAAUAUCAAAUCAUAGACUUAAUUCUAACAUAAUAACACACAGAAAUACGAGCCUUUGGUCAUUAAUAUGGUCGAAUCCGGAAAUUAUAAUUUCGAAAACAAAACGUUUAUUCUUUCAGUGAAAUACGGAACCGUUCGGUAUUUUAUCUAAUUGGUGGCAUACCUAAGUCUAAAUAUUCUUGUUACAUUGUACAACCUUCAAUGUUUUGUCAUAAUUACGUAAGAUUCUGGCAAAUUAUUUCGCAAUGAGCCAGGCGGUCCAAACUGUUGCAUAUACCCUGACUCUGCGUGCAAUGAACGCAAGAGAAGUGACACAAUUUCACCUGGUUAAUAUUGCCUGCUAACCUGAAUUUCGUUUAGCUAAAUAUGCAGGUUUAAAAAUAUAUACUUCUGUGUAUUGAUUUUAAGAAAGGCAUUGGUGUUUAUGGUUCGGUACAGUCGUGCAAUGAUUGUGCUUUUUUCGCAAAUGCGCUUUUGUUAAAUCAUCCCCCUGCGUUGCAUCGAUUAUAUGCAAUGCAGGACACGCUAGAUAAACUUGUAAUAUCAUCAACCAUGUGUAGUUAACUAGUGAUUAUGAUUGAUUUAUUGAUUGUUUUUUAUAAUAUAAGUUUAAGUCUAGCUAGCAACUUACCUUGGCUUCUACUGCAUUCGCUUAACAGGCAGGCUCCUCGUGGUGUGCAAUGAGAGGCAAGUGGUUAGAGCGUUGGACUAGUUAACCAUACGGUUGCAAGAUUGAAUCCCAGAGCUGACAAGGUAAAAUUCUGUCAUUCUGCCCCUGAACAAGGCAGUUAACCCACCGUUCCUAGGCCCUCAUUGAAAAUAAGAAUGUGUUCUUAACUGACUUGCCUAGUUAAAUAAAGGUGUAAAAAAAAACGUCCAAAAAUACCAAUUUCCGAUUGUUAUGAAAACUUGAAAUCGGCCCUAAUUAAUCGGCCAUUCCGAUUAAUCGGUCAACCUCUAGUAUGGUGUGAUGUAUUGGCAUACUAAGUCGUGUGCUAGUGUGGCUUUUGGGAUGCUUGUUUUUUUUGUCAGAUUUGACCCCUCCUGUUAGACAUUGAUCCAGGAUCUAGUAUUAUGCAGUAAUCCUACUAAUGUUGGAAUUAAAGGCUUUUUUUUGCCUUGAUAUUUUUGACUUACUUUUUUUUAUUAAAAAGUUGGUUGGUUAACUGUCUUAUCAAGUGAUACAGAGUCCCUCAGUUGAUUUUUUUUUCUUUUUUCUAUUCUUGGCAGUUUCGGGUAUACCAACACAUUUUCUUAAAGAUUUGAAGAAUCAGUUUCUCAGAUAUAUUUUUAGAUGCAUGGCAACUGAGUGUUUAUGAGCCAAGUCAUAUUUUUAACCUUUGUCCAAAGCUUUUAUUUUAAUCAAUGAAGGAUUUAUUCAAAGUAUGGACACGGCACUCAAGUUAAGUGAAAGUUAAGUUGUAUAUUUAUCCAGGAACAGUGUGUACCAUGCUGCCAAAAUGUUUAAAGUAAUAUUUUAAAAUAAAUAUAUUUCAAAAUUGUCUUAAAUAUGUUUAGUAUGUAGUCAAAUUAUAGAGGAAGAAAGUAUGUGGAAGUGUGUUCCUGAACAAUUACGUGCUUGGAAAGAUUUAUGGGUGGGAGAGGUUGAUGUGAUAGACUGGACAAAGGUUAGAGUGCAUCUCCUCUUGUUUUAACAGUCAAUGACAAUGGAAGUGUCUUGGCCAGUUGACCUACUGGGAAAAACAAUUUUUUUCAGAGAGCACAAUCUGGUUUUGCAAAAUUACUGCCGUUGCUUCAAUACUAGAAUUUCUGCAAUUGUUAAGAAAAAAAUAUGGGUUACCAAAACAUAUUUUUUAUGUUUGUGUGCUUGUGACAGGAGUGUAUUUCUUGAGGAAAAUGAUACUCACAACAAGCUUAUGAUUGUGCCCUGUCCGUAUAGUCAAAAAGGCUGCACUGUGUCUUCUUACCUUGCCAGCUUGUAGACUGGAUAUAGAAAAAAUGUAAUUCUUAAAAAUGAUUUCAAACCUUUAACAAUUAUCUGAAUGUAAAAGUUACAAUUUUAUUUUGAAGUGUGUUUUUGUAACAUUGUUAUUUGAAUAGUUGAACAAUAAGUCCUGUUGUAUUUUACUUCAUCCAGGUGGCUUGAUGAUCAUGGGUCAGAGAGAUUUCCGUAUUAGUCAGCCACCACCCUAUGUUUUCAUUAUACACUGCCCAGAACAGAAGUGCUCCGUGCGUACAACACUGUUGCUUUUGGGGAAUGUGCUUGAGUGUAUAUACCUACCUGUCAACAUUCAGUCUAAAGUGAAAAAAAUAAAUACAUUUAAUAGUUAUUGCAUAUAAUUUCCUCUCUUGGGAGGUGGAGGCUUUUUUUGCUCAUUGUAUAAAGUGUUGCAUCAAUCAUAAUGAUGAAUUGUGCAGGAGACAUAUCGUUCUAAACCUAAACGGUUAUAUUAUAUUCCCACUUAUGUACAGCCUCAACAUUGUACAUUACCAUUUGUAAGGAAUCCUACUAUAUAGAUUCCUUUGUAUCGUUCAAGGAAUGUGUAUAUACAGUGGGGCAAAAAAAAUAUUUAGUCAGCCACCAAUUGUGCAAGUUCUCCCACUUAAAAAGAUGAGAGAGGCCUGUAAUUUUCAUCAUAGGUACACUUCAACUAUGACAGAUAAAAUUAGGGUAAAAAAUCCAGAAAAUAACAUUGUAGGAUGAUUUUUUAUGAAUUUAUUUGCAAAUUAAAUUCCCUGUCUUAGGUCAGUUAGGAUCACCACUUUAUUAUAAGAAUGUGAAAUUGUCAGAAUAAUAGUAGAGAGAAUUAUUUAUUUCAGCUUAUAUUUAUUUCAUCACAUUCCCAGUGGGUCAGAAGUUCACAUACACUCAAUUAGUAUUUGGUAGUGUUGCAUUUAAAUUGUUUAACUUACCUUGAGUUUGUUGUAUUUAAGCCAUUUUGCCACAACUUUGGAAGUAUGUUUGGGGUCAUUGUCCAUUUGGAAGUGUCACGACUUCUUGUCUUGUCUUGUUUUCUUGUCUUGUCUUGUUUUCCUACGCACCUGGUUUCAAUUCCCUCAGUAUUAGACGUGUAUAUAACCCUCUGUUCCCCCCCCAUGUCUGUGUGUGGAAUUGUUUGCUGUUUCGUGUAUGUGCACGCUAGACAGGUUUGCGCUGGGUUAUGUCAACCCAUAUUUUUAGAGUUUUUAGUGCCGUGUGUUUUGUUCGCCGAAAUAAAAGGCUCCUUUGGCUACCCAA